UGGACUGCCUUGUAUAAUUAACUGCACAGCUGGAGCUUCUGAUCCCUCCACGUCUGCUCCUUCCUUCCCUCCUUUCUUUUCCCCCCUGCAUCCACCUGGGCGCGAUUCGGGCGCUCUGCUCCUCCUCGGGAGCUCGGGGUGCGUCACUGGGGCAGGAAGGGUCCCCGGAUCCCGCGUUCCAGAGCCAUUCCAGAGCCAUUCCCCUCGGAGAGCGCGACCAGGCAGAGCCUGGGCUGGAGCAGAGCAGCGAGCAGAGGAAACACUGAGGCAGCCAUGGAGACGGGCAGCACAGCCAGGACAAACGGCACCGCCGGCAAAGCCGAGGACGUCAAGAGCCCGACUGCCCCCAAAAAAGAAGAGGAGGCCAAGAAGGCCACGAGCCCUGGCGGAGGCGAGAAAGAAGCUAUAAAAGGCACGGGCGGCGCUGCGUUGGAGACAGGGCAAAUCAAGAGCUCCCUCUUCUCUGGCAGUGACUGGAAGAGGCCCAUCAUUCAGUUUGUGGAGUCAUCCGACGAGAAGAGGUCAACCUACUUCAGCAUGGACUCGGCGGACUCCAAGAAGAUGCAGUUCGGAGACAUGAGGAGGCCGGCCCUGAACUUCCCGGAGAAAGGCGACCUCAGGAAGUCCCUGUUCUCCUUGGAUUCCAAAAAGAGCUUCCUGCCCGCCGACGGGGAAGGGAGGAAAUCCUUGUUCUCUGCGGGGGAGCUGAAGAAAUCCUCCCUUCCCCUGGUGGAGACGGGGGAUCUGCGGCGACCCUUCAACAAGGCCGACAGGGCCGCGGGCUCCCGGCCCCGCGUGAAGCUCGAGGACGUUCUCUGCGACUCCUGCAUCGACAACAAGCAGAAGGCUGUCAAGUCCUGCCUGGUGUGCCAGGCUUCCUUCUGCGAGCUGCACCUCAAGCCCCACCUGGAGGGAGCGGCCUUCCGGGACCACCAGCUCCUGGACCCCAUCAGGGACUUCGAGGCCAGAAAAUGCCCCGUGCACGGCAAGACCAUGGAGCUGUUCUGCCAGACUGACCAGAUGUGCAUCUGCUACCUGUGCAUGUUCCAGGAGCACAAGAACCACAGCACGGUGACAGUGGAGAUCGAGAAGGCGGGGAAAGAGGCUGAGCUGUCACUGCAGAAGGAGCAGCUGCAGCUGAAGAUCAUCGAGGUGGAAGAUGAGGUGGACAAGUGGCAGAAGGAGAGGGACCGCAUCAAGAAUUACACCACCAACGAGAAAGCCACGGUGGACCAGCACUUCAAGGAGCUGAUCCGUGACCUGGAGAGGCAGAGGGACGAGGUGAAGGCUGCCCUGGAUCAGAGAGAAAAAGUCGCCUCGGAGAACGUGAAGGAAAUCGUGGAUGAGCUGGAGGAGAGGGCGAAGCUGCUGCGGGAGGACAAGGAGAACAGGGAGCAGAUCCACCAGAUCAGCGACUCCGUGCUCUUCCUGCAGGAAUUCGGGGCUCUGAUGAGGAAUUAUGUGCCCCCUCCAUCCCUCCCAACCUACAGCGUGCUGCUGGAAGGGGAGAGCAUGAGCCCAUCCAUGGGGCUGCUCAGGGACGACCUCCUCAACGUCUGCAUGAGGCACGUGGAGAAAAUCUGCAAGGCAGACCUGGGGCGCAACUUCAUCGAGAGGAACCACAUGGAGAACGGAGAUCACCGGUUCAUGAUGAACAACUACGAGUGGAACCAGCCUGACAACCUGAAGAGGUUUUCCAUGUUCCUGUCUCCCAAAGCCAAUUUCAACCCACGGUCAUGGGAAUUUUCCUCCUUCCAAGCGACCGAGGAAACACUUGUAGGCAAUGGCACUAAGCUGCCUUUUCAGUUCUCCUCGGUGGGACAGAAUCCGCCCGGUGACUUCAGCAAACAGUCUGACGGGAGCCUCUUCACUAAGACCGCCUACCCUUCCAUAGUGAGGCACCAGUCUGCAAAGGUGACACCACAGACGUGGAAAUCCUCCUCCAAGCAGUCUGUAUUGUCACAUUAUCGCCCCUUCUACGUCAACAAAGGCAACGGAGCCACCUCCAACGAGGCCCCCUGAGCUGCUGAGGAACUGGGCAGAGCUGGCAGCAGAGGCUCAGCUGCAGAUUUCCAUGGAUGCUCCUGCUCCUCUCUCAACCCUCCUGCUCCCAUCCCUGCCAGGGCCAGGGCAGUGCACCAGGGAACGGCCUCGCCCUGAGCAAAGCAGGACUUUCCCCCCAAACCACCCCCAAAUCUCUCACCUUGAGAGCUCUGCAGGCCUUCACACCCUCUGCUGUCCCCUCCCUGUCCCCUCCCUGUCCCCAGCUGCUCUGCCCCUCCUGGGAAUUGUGGAUGCUUGGGUGGCACCCCCUGCUAGGCAGCUGUCCCCUUGUCCCCAGAGCUGAUAACCCAAAGCUCUUCCCAGCACAGACAGGUCCCAAACUGGAGUUUUUCCCUGGGGACACCCAGCUCCCUCUGGGCUCAGAUUCCCCUGGUGGCAUCACCUGUCCCCAGGGUCCCCCAGCAGCUCAGCUCUGCUCCUCACCUGCCAAAAAAACCCCCAGCAGGAUUUUCCCAGAGCUGCUGGAGGAGAGCAGGGAGAGUUUCCAGCCCAUUAAAGUGCCCCUCCAGCCACCUUUUCAAAUUAAGAAAUAAAAAGCAAAUCCAUCCUAGUAAUACAAGAUUGAUUAGAUGCCAUAGGUGCUGGGUGCUUUUCUGGUUUGUGGUGGUUUUUCUUAAUUCCCCUAAACCAAAAUUGAUUUAUAUACUGUAGUUCAGGUAUUUUAUAUUUUUUUUUUCCCUGCAGUGGGCUAUGAGAAUUACUGCCACAGCUUUUUGCUCAAGAUAAUAUUUUUGUAUUUGUCCCCUGGACAGAUGAAUCAUGUCCAGGGCUGGAGAACCAUUCCAUGAUCUCCCUGAGGUGAUUUUCCCUCUGCAUGGACGAGCUGAGGGGUUCAAUCCAUGCCAUGCAGGGGGAGAAAUGGGAAUAAGAGCCCUCAAAUGAUGAAAACCAAGCUCCUUUUCAUGGUUUGCUCUAUUCAAGCAAUUUUGGAAUGGCUUUCUCCCACUUUUUUCCUGCUUGCAGCACCUUGCUGAGAGAGGUCCCUCCUGAAAAUUCCUUCCUGGCUCAUCUCUUCAUAAAGAUACUCAUGGCUUUUUAACCAAACUCCUGGGGCUGAAUGGUUGCUCCAGAGCACUUGAAAUGUCACUUUAUGAUGAUUUUUUAAUUUUUUUUUUCCCCAUAAAGACCAGAGGGGGAAGGGGCUGGUGUGGUAGGGCAGGAUGUGACAAAAGGGAUGUGAAAAAAAAAGGGGAUGGAAUUGCUGGGAAAAGCACUGAGGGGUUUGAGGAUGUGUGUGAAAGGAUAAAACCAGCCCCCCUCCAGGUCUCACUGCUUUGCCCUUGAGCAGGUCCAGCAAAACCUUCCAGCACCUCCUUUUUAUGCUCCAAAAUGUGGGCAUGACCCGUCCUCCUCCUCCUCCUCCUCAGCUUGGAUGUUCAAAUCCCUCCCUGCCCACACAAGGCUGUGUGGUGCCAGCUGCACCUGCCUGAGGCCACCACUGUCCCUUUGCUGUCCCCUGCCCUCUCUGUGCCC
Ficedula albicollis (Collared flycatcher) is the source of this 3537-nucleotide messenger RNA. It is a transcript of the gene TRIM29, whose product is annotated as tripartite motif containing 29. Bases 274 to 2022 code for a protein of 582 amino acids. Gene Ontology annotation, molecular function: zinc ion binding. The transcript has 9 exons. The record is from RefSeq and is a predicted model, not a curated record. Lineage: Eukaryota; Metazoa; Chordata; Aves; Passeriformes; Muscicapidae.